Molecule: messenger RNA, 2004 nt
Organism: Mycena citricolor
Lineage: Eukaryota; Fungi; Basidiomycota; Agaricomycetes; Agaricales; Mycenaceae
Source: the annotation of a GenBank genome assembly
UCCAGGUCCAGCUCUCACCGAGUGCGAAUGUGCAAAGUAACUUGAAGUGGGAAAGAGGUCCGUGCGCGUGACAUGGGAUCACGAAACGCGUGGCGUCACAAUGUCACGCUCGCGUCUUUUCUUCCCCUCCUCCGACCACCGUUGAUACUUCCUUUCACUACUCUGACCAUGCUUGAAGCCAAACUCACCGAAGCCGGGACACUCAAGAAGCUGCUUGAUUCCAUCAAGGAACUCGUCACCGAUGCUAACUUCGAGUGCAACGAAGAGGGACUGAACCUCCAGGCGAUGGACAACUCGCAUGUCGCGUUGGUCUCGGUCCACCUACAGUCGCAAGGCUUCGAGCGGUACCGCUGCGACCGGCCCCUGCCCCUGGGCGUGAACCUGAACAGUCUCAACAAGGUACUCAAGUGCGCCAAAGACGAUGACGAGUGUACCAUCAAAGCGUCGGAUGACGCGGAUGUGCUCAACUUGGUAUAUGAAGCGAAGGACUCGGACAGGAUAGCAGAGUACGACAUGAAGCUGAUGGACAUCGACUCGGACACGCUAGGGAUCCCUGACACCGACUACGACGCAGAAGUCGUCAUGGCGUCGUCCGAGUUCGCCCGUAUCGUGCGUGACUUGAGCGCCCUUGGCGAGAGCGUCCGUAUCGAGGUCAGCAAAGAGGGUGUGCGUUUUGCGAGCGAGGGCGAGAGCGCCAACGGUAGCGUUCUGCUGAAGAAGGAGGGAGAGAUCGGUCGUGUCAAGACCGAGCGUGAGAGGAAGAUUGAGCGUGGUGAGAAGGUCGAGGACGAGGACGACGAAGAGGAAGCUGGUGACGACGAAGAUGAAGAUGGCGAGAAGAAACCCAAGGUCAAGAAGGAGAAAGUCAAGGCCGAGAAGAUCAAGAAGGAGAAGGAUGAGGAUGUCGACAUGGACGAGGAAGAGAAGGGCACUGAGGAGUUCAAAGCCGAGUCCGACGACGAGGAGAAAGAGGAGAGUGAGGAGGAGGAAGAGAGUGGCAAAAAGCGCAAGCAUAAAUCCAACGGAUCCUCCAAGCCUGCCAAGAAGGCAAGGAAAUCUAAAAACGAAAAGGAGAAGGACGAGAAGCCCACCUUCAACUUUUCCAUGAACUCUCACGUUUCACUGACGUUCUCACUCAAAUAUCUCGUCAACUUCUCCAAGACGGCCAACAUGACGAGCAAAGUGGAGCUUCGGUUAAGCAAUGAUGUUCCGCUAUUGGUGGAUUAUGACUUUGGUCAAGGAUACGUUCGGUACUACUUGGCACCCAAGAUUGGAGACGAGUAGGGCCUACGUCGAAUGUAUUUUUGUUGUCUUCUUUAUAUCAGCUUAUCUACUGCUUUCGCCACGACUGUCAGGGACCUGGGUUAAGAGUUUUGAACUGCUGCGCGGGCUGUGGACUGGCGCGUAGGAAUUCCUAUUGGAUAAGUAGAACAUGAUGACCAGUAGGUGUCACAAGGAGCAUAUGCCAGAGGUAAGCAGCAAGGCUCGAGGGUACAACACAAGUGGGUAUCCGGAGAGUAUCAGGUCAACUUUGCCCGUCACAUCAGACUGGAAGUGUUUGCAAGAGAGAACGUCGACGAGGUCUUCAGCAGGUGUGAAACCGUCUGCCUCAGAGGAGAUGACGAUGUUGCUGCCCGAGUUGGUGAGAACGAGUGUGAGGCUUCCUUUGCGGGCCGUCAUGACGUUGUCGUUGAUGAGCUUGUAGACCGAGAGGGUAGAGAUGAAGGGAACGCCACUUGCGACGACGUAGUUGCGGAAGAUGUUCAGUGCCUUGAAGGUCGGAACGAGGUUGCCUGAGGUCGAGAAUUGCGAGAGCCAGAGCGCUUCACGGUUGUUUGGAUCGUCAGAGCCAGUGAAAGCUUGCUCUUGGCCGUAGUAUACGAUUGGAAUACCGUCCGAGAGGACAUUGAUGACGGCCAGAUUUGUGAGACGACCUCUGUCAGUCGUCAAGCUGCCUAGUCGAGGGUUGUCGUGAUUUUCCAUGAAGGAUCCGAAAAGAGUUAC